AUGUCGCAAGAUACUGGUUUGUUCAGUAUUAAGCGCCCUCGAGAAACUCUCGGGAGUGUGCAGAACUUUUCCGCGAUUCCACAACCCGCGUCUGCACUGAAGCGCACGAGCUCGAUCGGAUUCAACAACCCUCCCUUUUCUUCUCAGCACCACCGAGCCUCGCUGAUGGGCUCAUCUGGGCGCCCUCAGCAACCUAAUUUUACGCGAAUGUCAGUUGGUGGGCCGCUCGGCGCCGACGCUGGACUAUCCUCUGUCCGACGGUCUGUGUCCAGUAACUUGUUCAACGGACCUAGCAUGGGACGGCAGAGCUUUGCACCAGGAUCAAUGUCGUCCAACCCAGCACCCCCGAAUCCACAGCGCAGAAGUAGUGUGUUCUCACGGCCAUCUACGGGUGGAGGCCCUAUGGGACAUCAAUCCUUUUUCACCCAGGUCCCCACUGUAGCAGGAGUUCCCAGAGAUCCUCGUCCGCUCAGAGAUCGAUCAUUCCAGGCUCGGAUUGGACAAGAACUUUUGGAAUACCUGACCGUGAAUGGAUUCGAGUUGGAAAUGAAGCAUACGCUCGGCCAAAACACUCUACGCUCGCCAACUCAGAAGGACUUCAAUUACAUUUUCCAGUGGUUGUAUCACCGAAUCGACCCGGGGUACAAGUUCCAAAAGGCGAUGGAUGCGGAAGUGCCUCCUAUUCUGAAGCAACUACGAUAUCCCUAUGAGAAGGGCAUUACAAAAUCGCAAAUUGCGGCCGUUGGCGGUCAAAACUGGUCCACAUUCCUCGGUAUGCUGCAUUGGCUGAUGCAGUUGGCGCAAAUGAUGGAUCGCUAUCAAACGGGCGACUAUGAUGACGCUUGUGCCGAAGCGGGCGUGGAUGUCACCGGCGAUCGCAUUAUCUUCCGCUUCCUAACACAAGCCUACCACGAUUGGCUGCAAGGCGGCGAAGAUGAGGACGACGACACCGCCGAAAAGCGCCUGGUCCCUCACGUUGAAAACAUGUCUCGGGAGUUUGCCUAUGGCAAUGAGCGGUACGUGCAGGAGAUGGAGGCGCUCGAUGCGGAAAACCGGGCCCUUCGUGAUCAGAUCGAAGAAGUGGAAAAGAGUGCCCCUGAUAUCGCCAAAUUGGAUAAGCACUUCCGUAUCCUUGAAGACGACAAGCGGAAAUUUGAGGAUUAUAAUCAGAACGUCAAAGGAAAAAUCGAGAAGUACGAGACUCGCAUCAAGUUCCUCGACGCUGAAAUCCAAAAGACCGACACCGAUCUGCAUGCCACAGAGUCUGAGCGAUCCGAGCUCCAAGCUAGCGUCGACCGCCAGGGCAUUACCAUCCAAGAUAUUGAUCGCAUGAACUCGGAGCGAGAGCGUCUACAGAAAAACCUGGAGGAUACUGUCGCUCGCCUCGAGGAGACCCAUGCCCGCGUCAUGGAGAAAGAAGCCGAAGCCAGCCAGAAGUUGGAAGACUUGGAGCAGAUUGUGAAGGCUUACAACACUUUGGGCUAUCAAACUAGCUUGAUUCCCGCCGCGGCCGAGAAUGCCCGGGGCCAAGACUUUGAGCUUGGUUUGAACAUCAAUGAGAACAACUUCUCGGCAAGUCAGAUUGGGGGCCCUCCCAACCGCAUUUCUCCUGAGGGAGAUCGUUUAUUGGCGGAACCUUUCACAGGGUACCACCCGGCGCACCUGCUCAGCCUGGACCUUCGGGGCUCCGUCCGAAACAGUCUACAAUCUCUGCGGAAAGAGAUUAAUGAACGGCGGAAGCAGGGCAUUGACGAUGACCUCGACCGGCGCAAUCUACUUGACAACAUCAAGGAGGCUAUGGACGAAAAACGGAGCGAGGUCGAGGCCCUGGAGCAUCGACGCCGGGCGGCUGAGGAGGAAUUUGAACGCACCAAGGAAAUUACCACUACGCAGAAGACUGCCUCCGAUGCCCAAAUUGAGAAAAUGGAGAAGGAACUCGCCAAGAUGCGCGCCACCCUCAGCGACAGUGUCCAGCUCAUGGAGCAACGUGAGAUGAACACCAACAUUGAGUACGAGCAACUCACCCUCCGGGCCAAUGCUCUCCGGGAGGAAUUGCACACCAAUGUGGAGACCAUGUUGAACGAUGUCAUCCGCUUUAAGGUCCAUGUCCAGAAGGGCCUCGAAGACUACGAAAGCUUUGUUGUUGACGAAGUGGAGCAAGAGCUUGGUGGCGAGGAACUUGAAGAGGAGCUCUGA
Messenger RNA from Penicillium olsonii, 2196 nucleotides. The record is from the annotation of a GenBank genome assembly. Lineage: Eukaryota; Fungi; Ascomycota; Eurotiomycetes; Eurotiales; Aspergillaceae.